This is a messenger RNA of Asterias rubens (European starfish), 7090 nucleotides long. RefSeq lists its product as uncharacterized. The record is from RefSeq and is a predicted model, not a curated record. Bases 392 to 3430 code for a protein of 1012 amino acids. Gene Ontology annotation, biological process: Rac protein signal transduction. NCBI's taxonomy places the organism in Eukaryota, Metazoa, Echinodermata, Asteroidea, Forcipulatida, Asteriidae. The transcript has 13 exons. Gene Ontology annotation, molecular function: CCR4-NOT complex binding.
CGGCUGGAUUGACGCCUACGUAUUGGUGCCUAUAAGGGUUACGAACUUAUGCAAAUUAGUUCAGGAGGACUACUUCCGGGUCAACUUGCUUGGAUUGCUUGACCUCUGUCAACAACAUGAAACACGGUUUCGGAAAAAUUGUAAUUGUAUCUUCAACAUUGGGCGUAAAUUGUGGCUUUAUCAGCGUAGAACAACAGGAUCUAAACAUUUGAACUGGAUUUGGGGAAGUUUAGAGACCUGUGUGGCGAAGUAAAGAUAUGUUGUGUCUAGAUAAAAGCGGUCGCACCGUGUGAGCUGUCCGGAGCAACUGAGAUGGCAACAGUAAGGAACUGGGAGUAGAGUGACCUACCCAAUUGUUUUGAUCUGACCCCAAUGUUUUGAUACGACCUCAAUGCCAAUCAUGAAGUCCGAUGGAUCGGGAGACGGUCGGAGUCGCUCCCACUUCCACCGGAGCUUCCCGAACAGUUACCACGCCCAUGUUGAAGACGUCAAAACUCAAAGUGAGGACUGCCUCAUGGCAAUGAACGCGCUCUGCAGGUCAAGCACGCUCCUUGCCGAGACCUUUGUAACCCUCUUCCAGGACACGCCCUUCGUGGAACUUGCGCUGAGGGUCAAGCAAGCGUCCCAAGACCUGGCUGCCAGGACGCUUAAUGCUAGUGAACACAUUCAGGAGGAUGGUAUCGCCAUGGUUACAAGACUGAUUGGGCGUGACUCAAAGGAAAAGUCAGAUGAGGGAAUUCAGGUCUUAGCGAGAUGUUUUCUCCUGAUGUUACAGACCCAGUGUCAUUUCUUUCGAUCAGCGACUGAUGCCUUCACCCCAAUGGGUUGCUAUGAAGAGGUGGAAGACGUCUUAAUCGGAGAACAAUGCGAAGAUGGGGUCAGGGAGGCGUGCAGUUCAUGGAUCGCUGCCUCACAGGCGACAAAAUCUCUUCGGAAGGGCUAUUCUUUGACGAACAAUGAGAGACAGCUUUUGCAGGAUGCUCAAUCACAUCAGGGUCAGCAGGUUGACCUCAAGAUGUCAGAGGUCGGACAAAAGCUUGACCUCCAACUAUCGGUGUACAAACAGGAUUUGUCUGAGCUUCCAAAGACGGAAUUGUGUCUGAGUGGCGGCUUCCAUCUUCACCCACAAUGCACCUCGCUCCUCAUGCAAGGUUGCUGUGGCAACAAAGAAUCACAAGAAAUCAACACCUACCAAUCAAAUAAACUCUUGCAUCAGACUGUGGCUGCAGCUGGAGAAACCGGCCAAUCACAGCGGCUGUCUGUUAGUGAGCAGAGGGCUACAUUGCAGGCUGACCUUCAGGAUGUGUCACUGCAGGUUGAGGGGUCAAUGUGUCAAAGGUCGCCAAAUCAUGAAGAAAACUUUCAGGCUAAACUGCAAGCGGUAGAAGCCUUAGUGAAGGAGACAUCUAGACAGUUAGGUGUACCCAUUAAUCAGGAGCAGGUAUCUCUGAACCUCCUAUGUGAGGUGUGUCCAUCGGUAGCAGUAGGGCAGAGCAGGCUGGCUGUACAGCUACUGUUUGGCAGGGAAGACCUGGUCGACAUUAAAGCCUCGAAUCUCCAUGGAAACCUACAAAAGUAUGCCCAGAUUUCAUCUCAUGAUGGUGGUUUCGUCGUGGAAGUGCCGACUGUUUGGAUUUUGGAUCAGUGCCUGUGGGGCAAAGCAGCGACUGGUCAGGAGACUAGACUUGGUACUGUGGAGGUUGUUUACCUUAGAAGAAUUGAGCUGAGUGCUCUACUAGACGGGAGGAAACCAUCCUUGCCUUUGAUUAAAGUCAAGCUCCGACAGACAGAGCAAGUCUCCUCCUUCCCCACCCUCAAGGGGAGUAGCAAACCGGUGGACAGUACCCCCGGGUCCCCCCAGGGUAAGUUCUUCCGACAUACCAUGGAGAAACUGGCAUCAAAGUUUGGUCUCGGCUCAGGUCAAUUGAGCAAAGCCCCGAGUAGUGAAUUCUACGUGCCCAUGGAUCUGGAUCAGGAUGCUGAAUCGACCAAUCACAGAUCAGAUGACUCAAGCAGUGGCCAAUCAGGAAUGAGUCAGGAGGCUCCCAAUCAGCAUAAAACUCCAGUUGGCAGCAGUACUCCUAAACGGGAGGUAACUAUGGAAACCAUUGGCAUAGCAAGCCAGCGCCCAACCAUGAUCAGCCCGACAGUCACUAUCACAUCACACCCUAGCCCAACGGAGGAACACGCUCCAUGGAAUAAGAAUGUCAUCAACUUCAAAGGACCUGUUUUGAAACGGAAGGGUUUCGCAUCAGAUGCUGAGAUCCAAGACGUUGUUGAUAUGCUGUCUGGAAUCACCAGGCCCUCCCAGACCGUUAUCGGACAACAUCUCGACACCUUCUCACAAGGAUCACCUCGGAACACCACUCCAACACCCGGCACAAACAGCGGGAACACCCAAAGCAACGUCAGAGGAAACUGGGGUAAUAUCGACCCCAACCCAGCCAAAUACGGCAAUUUUAACCCCACUUUUCAGGAAGCUGAAGCUCAAGAUAGAAUCACCGAGAUCCCGACCACGAUGAUCUCACGAUCCUGGACGUCCCAGCCACAGCAGCUGAAUCAACUUGCUCGACAACCUCCCAUCCAAGGAGUCCGUCCUUUCUCAACCAGAAAUGCAGAGAGGGACAUCGUAUCAAUGUAUGAUAACUCCAGUACGGAUGCCGAGUUCGCCCAGUACAUCGCUACGAAUUUCCUAGGGAAGCGAACGAAGGGGUACGCUAAGGACCUUGAUAUGGCGGAGAACCAGGGUCAGUGGGUGUAUCCGGACAGUAGACUGAAUAGAACGUGGCCAUUACCCCCAGAGGGUAAUCCUGAAGGGGUGCCUGAUCAUCUGAGCCACAGUUUCUCUGGACAACAUGAUUCAGGAAGUUCCAGUGAUGAGUCUGCAGAGAAUGGAGAUAUUGCGUUUGCUACGGGGCUUGGACUGACUGGACCCAACUUUGUUGCCUCGGUAAACAGAAGGAGACACAGUAGUGGAGGAGAGGAGGUGAUUCAUGGGCGUGGUUUUGAUCCCAGUGCUCAGAUAGCAAUGAAGUACCUAGAGGUAGCUCAAAUGGAACUAAAGGGGUCAACAAAGACAUGGCCACCCAAGGUGUUAUGGCAACGCCCCGUCACUCCUAAUGACGGUGCUUCCCCAACCCCUGGCCCGUACCCCCUCCCAGCCCAAGAACAACUCCACGUCCAUGCACCCCUAACACCACAAUGGAGUGAUCCAGUGACUCUACGACAGUCAUCAAUGUGGCCCCCUACUGGAGGAUCAAUGCCAGUGUCACCAGCUGGGUCUAUGACAAGACUAGCGCAGUCGCAGCCGGUCCUAGCGCAGUCACAGCCGGUGUUACGGGGUGGUGGCGCCAUGGGUGGGAUACAGGGAGGGGAACACCCGAGGGGACACCCUAAGCUGGAUCGUAAAUAUGCUUACAGUCAGUACUAAACGUUUUAAAUCUUUGUUCGUACUUUGUUAAGAUUCACACACAGAAUCUUUCAGCCUUAAAGACGCCAUGUUCCUUAACCUUCCUAAUUCAGAAUUGUCGUUACCAAGCAACGAUUCAGCCAAAAGUCCAUGCUUUGAAAAAUCACAUGCAUUAAGUGCAUUAUGUACGUCAAGAAUUUACUCAAACAAACAAAUUAUGAUUUUUGACACAUCUGUUGCUUCGUAAAAAACUGACAUUUGAAAUACUAAAUAAAAACAUGCAGAUAAGCACAUGCUUUCUGUUUUGUAAACAAACAGGCAGUCUUAAAAUAAAUGUUCACAUCAAUUUCAGGGAAAGAAAUUCCUGUUUUAGCUAUGAUUAAUUUUCAUGAGAGACACCUUUUCUUGAAUUGAUGAUUUUUCUGUUUUAUUCUUGAUAGUUAUGAACAAAAAUUCAAAAAUGUAUUUGAAUGAAAUGUGUUUUAAAAAGCCUUGACAUUUUUAACAGCUACACAGUUUCUGAACAUUUGUAAUGGCUUUAUGCAAAUUUGUUUAUUUUUGUUAGUUUCUUUCUCUAUCAGUUCCUGAUUCAACAUAAACACAUAAAUGAAUGAUUAAGAAAAUUAAAUUGUAGUCGAUUCAAAAUAAAAUGAUGUUAUGCCAGCAUUAUGGUAAAAAGUGCCAAGUUCAUAAUUAACUUUAAAUGACAAGAAACUUGGGCCUGGUGCUCUUCGUACUUGCAGACGUUUGUACUAAAAAGAAAGAAAAAUACUAAGUACAUGUAAAUAAAGUUACAUUCAAUGAAAUUACUAACACUGAGAUGGCUCUGUAUAAACUCUUGCUUGAUUUUUGCUGUACUUUAGUCAGGACUGACGGCUUGCCACAUUCCUAAACAGUUACUAGCAAUUUCAUUAUUAGCUUAUUUUCUGACUCGUCAGCGAAGAUUUCUUUGCUUAAAAAAUAAUCUUGACUUGAAAUUUCAGUAAAGUUUGUUGACUACUUUAUGUUAAUUUCUUGCUUGUAAUUUGCAAACUGAGCAUGGCAUUUCAUAUGAUUUUACAGAUAUACUUUGAACAGGGUGCAGUCUACCUAUACUACCCCAAAGAAGGUACAAUAUCUUGUUGGACACACUUAAGAUUUUUCAGACUAAAGCCGUGUUCUUAUUGGUGGGAAGACAUGGCAGAAUUACACGAAAGCCAGUCCUGGUAACUUUCCGCAUGGCAGAGGGAGAAAAAGGCCAAUGGGAACAAAGCUUAAGAACAGUUUUAGAAUCUCACAUUGUUUGAGACAAACAUUUGGGAAGUAAAUUAAAAGACAAUUAAGUCCCAUUCACAUUUUCUUUCCCGAUGUGAACGGCUCAAAGUCCAGCAACAAAUGUCUGUCAACAAAGUCCUGAACUACAAAAAUACAGGGAACCAUCUACAAGCGCAAGAUGUCUCCUGACAUCUUGGCCGGUAACCAGUUAGUCCUGUUACCUUUUUUAAAUGUUGAGCAACUUUAUCUUGCCAGAAAUACAGUAUGUCUCAUAGCAUUCUUUAGUCAGGGGAAUCAAAAUUGUGAUUUUUAUCCUGUUUGCCAUUCUCUUCGUUCAAUGAGGAUAUAUCUGGUCCAAACGGAGUACUUUGAAUGACAAUGACAAUAAUUAUACCCUAAUGGGGGUAUAAUUACCUUACUCCCCCAAAUUAUUUCUUAUUUAAAUCAUAAACAGCAUAAUUUAGUGUAAAUAUGAUUUCAGAUAUUGGAAUUUUAUGUUUUUACCUGUUCCACGUCGUGAUUCUUCUUAUUUGAUUUUGCUGCUGCAUAUAGCCUUGAUGAAAAUGGCUGCUAAUUUGUGAUUGUUAACAAAUAUUUAGAUUUUGUCUAACUAUAAGCUUUAAGAGGCUAUACUGUGAGUGGAUAUUGUAUGUUAUAUCUGUGAAGGUGAGUAUUGGAAAGACACUUUGGUGUCUCUCUUUGUUUGUAAAACGUAUAAAGUUGUGAAGUUUAUACUGAAAAUUGUAACAGUACUUUGAUUCAAAAAAGCACCUCUUAUCUUCACAUCUUCUGGCUGGUCCAGAAUUUUUCGACCCUUUUUUUGUAUAAUGAAGGAAAACAAACUUUGGUAUUUUUUUCAUGGAAUGCGAAGGUGCUGCUCACAUGACUAAAAUUACUCUUUUGGCUUUCACAAAUUUGAUUUUUUAAAAAGAGUAAAGAAUUUUCACUAAGUGAUCAAUAUUGUAAUGAAAUUCACUUAUAGGUGAUUGUUUUGGGUGCACUGGUUGAAUGCAUGUUUGUCUGUAUACCGGUGAUGGAUUUGAUUGGUACUCAUCAGGUCACAGGCAUAAUUAGUGUUAUUGUGACAGCUGGGAACCAGUUAUGUAACACUUCAUUGGUACUCCGUAUUACAGGGUCUCAUUUGCUGCAGCCAUGUUGAUCUUAUUUCCUACAUGCACUAAUAGUAAUGGUUGUUACUUUUUGUUUUAUAAAAAGGAACCAUGCUUUUUUCCCAACAAAUCUCACUGUGGUUAUAUAGACCUUUCUAUUGCAACGUCACAGCCCAAGUUUGUGCCAACCGGGCCUGGUGCCCAUGGUAGCUUACUGGAAAAUAAUCAAUACAAGGGUCUUGGAACCAGACUAUAAGAUUAUUCUAGAUCAUGAGAUUGUCACACCUUGAUCGUUAAAUGAACUGAGUUAUUUCAAUUUAACAAAUAAAAAAAUGAAAGGUGCUUUGUAAAAGAAAAGACAACAAAAAUGCUGAAAUAUAAAUUUGUUUGACUCAACAAAUUGGCAAGAAUGCUUCCUUUUGUACUGACCUCAAGAAGACAUGUUUAACUGGACUUGAAUAGAACUCUAUGAAUUUAGAGAGAAUUAUUUUGGUGGGAGACAAAUUGUAUGGAUGUUUUGUAGAGUUUGACACACACACACACACAUUUGAAAUGAAGCAGUACUAUAUUAUGAACUAGUCUUUGAACGUUUACUACUUCAAAGACGCUCACUUGCUGUGAUUUUUUGUAGAUUAUUCUCACAUAAUGCUUAUUGUGCUUUAUGGCUCGUUUUCACCAUAAAUUGGACUAUAAUGAUUAACUCUGAUUGGAACAGUCUUCUACAAAUGAAGGGAUUAUUAGUCAACAUUAGAAAAUCUAAUGGUUUUGUCACAUGAGGCAAAAUGCCAUUUUGAAGUUAGAUUUGAAGAAUUUAUGCAAUGACUUGCUUAGACACAAGUUUUGUAGAUUUUAAAUUUGCUUUGGGGACAAAGAAUAUUAUUUGGUUUUAACUUACACCGAUGUGUACGUGUAAGCACUGUUUACUCAGUACUAGUCGGAAGUUACCGCUUAAAGUUGAAUCCCUCGGACUAUGGAGACAGUUGCUAUGUCACAUGAUUAGGGGCAAGCUUUUGCGUAGUUGCGUAAGAGACGUUGAACACCAAUACACCAUUCUAAAUGGAUGUGUAUAGCACAAUAAUACCAGGGCUCUCUCAUCUCAAGUUUGCUAUACAAAAGCUUGCCCAGAAAAAUGUGUCAUAGCAACUGUCUCUACAGUCUGAGGAAUUCAGAUUUAAGCGGUAAAUUGUGAUCAAGCAAUUCAUUGUAAAAGAAAAAUCGAAAAUGGAUUUAUUCAAUUUCAUUUGAAGAAUAUACUUUUCCUCAAACAAAACAGCUUUAAUUUUAAAACCUUUGACUAUGACAAUUGAACAUUUCUGAA